Messenger RNA from Glarea lozoyensis ATCC 20868, 1026 nucleotides. Its product is annotated as GroES-like protein. Gene Ontology annotation, molecular function: oxidoreductase activity, acting on NAD(P)H. Bases 1 to 1026 code for a protein of 341 amino acids. Lineage: Eukaryota; Fungi; Ascomycota; Leotiomycetes; Helotiales; Helotiaceae. The record is from RefSeq and is a predicted model, not a curated record. The transcript has a single exon.
AUGACGUCCAACACUGCCGCAUGGAUCACGGCCGCCAAAGCCAAACCAUUUGAGAUCAAACCAUAUCCUCUCUCGACACCGGGAGCAAACCAAAUUCUCAUAAAGAAUCACGCACUUGCGGUCAAUCCAAUCGAUGGAAAGCUCCAGGCGUUGGCUAUAUUGCCACUGAAAUAUCCGACCAUCCUUGGGGAGGACGUUGCUGGCAAAGUCAUUGCUGUUGGGUCAGAUGUCACACUGUUCAAAACAGGGGAUCGUGUGAUUGGCAAUGCAGCUGGUUUUGGGACCAAACGAGAUGAGGACAAGGGGUUUCAAGCCUACACUAUUCUCGAGACAAACAUGGCGUGUAGGAUUCCAGAUACCAUCUCUUUUGAACAGGCGGUCGUACUCCCGUUAGCCGUUUCCACUGCCUCUUCUGGCCUUUUCAAUCCGGACUUCCUCAACCUCCAGCUCCCGACCGAGCCGGCACAGAGUCCGACUGACAAGUCGUUGUUAGUUUGGGGAGGUGCAUCGAGCGUGGGUAGCUGCGCGAUCCAACUUGCUGUCGCAGCGGGUUAUGAAGUAGUGACGACAGCGUCGCCUAAGAAUUUCGAAUAUGUCAAGAAGCUUGGAGCACAAUAUGUCUUUGACUACAACAGCACUAGUGUCGUCUCGGACAUUGUAACUACAUUGAAAGGCAAAGUCAUCGCUGGUGCUUUCGAUGCAGUCGGGGGUGCAGCGUGGGCACCAACUGUAGCCGUUGUCGAACAGUCCGAAGGCGUUAAGUUCGUGGCAACCGUGACGCCUGGAUUUCCAGACCCACCUGAUGGAAUCAGCAUGAGACAGGUAUACUCAUUAUCUAUCAUGGAUAAUCACGUUGGGAAGGCUGUUUAUGAAGAUUUCUUACCAAAUGCGCUUCAAGCUGGAUCUUUUAUCCCCGCCCCGGAACCCCUGGUCGCAGGAAGAGGACUCUCGAGUAUCCAGACAGCUGUGAAUCUCCAACGGGAGGGGACUUCGGCUCAGAAGGUUGUCGUUGUACUCGACACUUGA